AUGCAGUUGACAAGGGCACAGAUUUUUCUGUAUGAUCUUGGACUAAACGAUAUGGAAAGGGAAAAUUCCUUCGCGUGGAAGAAUGUAGAGCUGAUGGGUUUACAAUGGGACAAGUUGGGAGCUCAUGUGCAGAACAAACGAUGGAAGGCGUGGAAACCUUUUGUUCUCUCGGAUGCAUUGCAACGAGUGGAGAAUGUCAUCUUCCAGGAUGCUGGUCAAGUUGUCCAGCAGCCGAUCGAUUUGGCAUGGAGUCUCAUUCAGAGAGAUGGAUAUUUCUUCACCAUCCAGCAAGAAAGAGCUUUGCCGAACUUUGAAUCUGUCAAAGGGUAUGACAUGUGCGCUGCUGGCAUCCUCGGGAUGUCAAACUCAAGCAUUGCAGUUCAAAAUCAUUCUCCUGGCAAGGGAGCAGAUCCGGUGCCACAACUCCUGGAGAAUGUAUGCGUAUCUUGA
Molecule: messenger RNA, 450 nt
Organism: Guillardia theta CCMP2712
Lineage: Eukaryota; Cryptophyceae; Pyrenomonadales; Geminigeraceae
Exons: 7
Coding region: 1-450 (149 amino acids)
Source: RefSeq, a predicted model, not a curated record